AAGAAAGAAAGAAAGAAAGAAAGAAACUGGAAUUGGAAUGUAAAGUCUGUCUUUUUUUAUUUAUUUUCUCUUUCUUCAUCUUUUAUAGUUGCAAGUCUUCCUCAAAUUUCUGUCUAACCUUGCAAAUCCCAACUGUCCAACCGCGUCUUCAAGAACCAGCUCCGAAAUCUCCAUUAAUAUCUCUUCUUUCCUUCAUAUACCCAUUUCAAUUCAAUUGUUCUUCCUUAAACCUCCAUCCCUCUUCCUUUCUUCUUCUUCUUCUUCUUCUUCUUCUGUUUCACCCAACAAAAACUACUUCAAUCCUUUUCCAUUCAAGGCCAUGGUUGUGGCCACCAUGCCGUGGCUUUCUAGCUCAAUCAAAGGCACCACCAAUCAAACCCUUCAAUUCUUUUUCCAGGAUAAAUCCACUCCUCCCACUCUCCGUAUUCUCUGUUUUGACACUGCUAAAACCAUGGCAGCUCUUAUUUCUCUUUACCGUUCUCUCUCCGACGACGAGAUUUCCAGGCUUCAAAAUGACACCCUUCGUUCUAAGGGUGUUUCUUAUCUGAAUUCACGAGAUGAAGAGUUUCUUCUCAAUCUCGCUUGUUCCGAGCGUCUUGAGGAAUUGAACAAUGCUGCUUCCUCUGUUUCUCGUCUCAGCCGGAAAUGUGCUGAUUUGGGUCUCACUCGAUUCGACCUUCUUUUCUCUGAUAUGAAACUUGGUAUUUUUCAUUCCGUUAAAUCUGAUCCCGGUUUCAAGAAUGUUGCUAAGCUUAUUUCGAGGAUGGAGAAGCUGGUGCUUUUAACGGCGGAGCUUCACUCUGCUAUGGAAGCUCUGACUGAAAUGGAGGCGUCUGAGAAGAAACUACAGAAAUGGAAACAGUUGGGUCCAAAGCAAUUCCCGCCGGUGAAUUUUGAAUUGUUUGAUAAAAAACUCUCGAGUCAGAGGAAAGAUGUGAAGCAUUUCAAGGAAAUUUCGCUAUGGAAUCAGAGUUUUGAUUAUGCCGUUGGAAUGAUGACGCGAUUAGUCUGCUUUAUUUACGCUAGAAUUGUUACAAUCUUUGGUCCAUUGGUUCCCGAUCAAGCUUGUUCUCUGUAUCACAACCCACAGAUUCGAAUCCUUAGAGACAGAGUAUGGAGGUGGAAUUUCUACGGCGGAAAUCGAAAAUGCAGCAGCGACAAUGAAUAUAGACUCGUAACACAAUCCGGCCCAAUUCCAAAAAAGGGAAAAAAGGAAUUGGUCCGAUUUCCAAGUGGGAUUAGAGCUAAAGAUGAUAUCGGAAUUGGGUGCGGUGAAUUCAAUUCAUCGACACCGGCAAAUAACAGAGUAUAUACAUCGGCACCACCGACGACGGUGGGGGGAUCAGGAUUGUCUAUAAACUACGCGAAUGUAAUACUAUUCGCAGAGCGGUGUCUACACGCGCCGGCGACGAUAGGGGAGGAGGCACGUGGGGAGCUGUACGAGAUGUUGCCGGCAGGAAUAAAGGAGAAAGUGAGAGCAAAAUUGAGAAGAAACAAUUGGGUGAAAAGAGGAGAAGGAGCAGAGGAAAUGGGGAGUGGCGGCAAUGGGCAUUCACUGGCAGCGGGGUGGAGGGAAGCGGUGGAGGAGAUGUUGGGGUGGUUAGGGCCGUUGGCUCACGACACGGUGCGGUGGCAAUCGGAGAGGAAUAUGGAAAAACAGAGGUUUGACACGAAUCCGACGGCGUUGUUAAUGCAGACGCUGCAUUAUUCGGACUUGGAGAAGACGGAGGCCGCCAUUGUGGAGGUUUUGGUGGGGUUGAGUUGUAUAUAUAGGUAUGAGAAUCCCCGGCCUCAAUGUCGUCGGAGUUCUGAUCACAUGUAAAAAAGAGAGAUUGAAUUGGGUUAGUUUGGUAGUUUUCAUUGGGGAUCUGUAUUUUUUCCUUCUUCUUUGUCAUGAUUGUAGGGUAAUUAAUUUCCAGAGUACGUUGAUUGAUUGGAUUACUCCCAA
This is a messenger RNA of Cucumis melo (muskmelon), 1948 nucleotides long. RefSeq lists its product as uncharacterized. The transcript has a single exon. The coding region runs from base 320 to 1822 and encodes 500 amino acids. Lineage: Eukaryota; Viridiplantae; Streptophyta; Magnoliopsida; Cucurbitales; Cucurbitaceae. The record is from RefSeq and is a predicted model, not a curated record. Gene Ontology annotation, biological process: positive regulation of growth.